Molecule: messenger RNA, 1506 nt
Organism: Sclerotinia borealis F-4128
Lineage: Eukaryota; Fungi; Ascomycota; Leotiomycetes; Helotiales; Sclerotiniaceae
Source: the annotation of a GenBank genome assembly
AUGGAAUCAGCACCUCGAUAUUCAGCUACUCCAAGAGUGCGAGAUAGAAUUGAACCAGUACGUCCUGAGCAGUCAAGCCAGGAAUCUCUGGCGACCCCAACGACUCCCGAAAAUGCGCAAAUUAAAGAAUCCGAAGCAGCUCAUGUUCUAAAUCAGCCUCAGUCCGAUGGCUUUACCCAGUCCGAUGAAGCACAGCAAGAGAUUGUACAACCUUCGCAAGAGGAAAUACGAACGUGUUGGAUAUGCCAAAUGGAUGAUGCAGACGAUGGACCUCAGACUUCACCUUGGCGAUCCCCAUGUCCUUGUUCUCUACGGGCCCACGAUUCAUGUUUGAUGGAGUGGAUUGCAGUAUCCGCAGACAAGGAAAUGGCACCUAAAAUCGUCUGCCCAGUUUGCAAAUAUCAACUUAAAAUCAAUCAACCCAAAGACUAUCUAGUCAUAACAGUCGACAAAUUGCAACGUUUGGCGAAGAAUUUGGUACUUCCCACAGCGGCCGGUGCAGUCUUUAGUUGCGUCUAUGCCGGAUCUCUCCUCUUUGGCGUCAGCAGCCUAGAAUUGGUGUUUGGGGUGGAUGAAGCUCGAGGGAUGAUAUUAGAGAAUUAUGAUGAUUUCUUAGACCGUCAUGUUCUUGGUAAUUACAUACAAUUACCCAUCACUCUGAUCUUGACAAAAUAUUUAUUUCCAUUCCUGGGAGGUGGGUUCAUGGCGGUGCCAAGUUGGAGAACAGCGAUAGGGCUACCCUUAAUCGCACCAGCUCUCAUAUUAUCUCGAACAAACAUCGCGGAUUCCAUCUUCACAAUAGUACCUGUCACUUAUUUUCUCUUUAGCCCUGACAACAAAAACAUCACUUCCUGGCCGCCAUCCCCGGGUCGCACAUUUGCACUACUUCCCUACGUCAGGUUGGCAUAUAAUACCUUAUACCAACGCACGUUCUUUAAUUUAGAAAAGAAAUGGGAUUUGGCUGUUCAGCGCAAACCACGAGAAGGCGAAACUGCAGAACAAAUCGCUCUAGAAGAGCGCAGAAGAGAACAAGGGGAAGGUUUCUUUAACUUUGAAGUCGAAAUCGUCGAUGAAGUGAGGGAUGAAAACGGGAAUCAAAUUCUACCAGCUAUCCCACGGGCACCAGUGGGUGAUCGAAACCAAAAUCGAAACCGAAACCAAAAUCGGAAUAAUCAAGAAGGCGACAAUGAAAAUGAUUGGGGAGUCCGCCGAAAUGUCAGUACACACAGUUUAUCAUUCCAGAUUAUGGGCGCAGUGUUCUUUCCUGCCAUAUCGAGCAUAAUGGGCUAUGUACUCAAAUAUUCAUUACCAUCUAUAUGGAUGAGAGCGAGAGGUGGAAAGCCAGGAUUAUUACAACACAAAUGGGCCAGAAGUGUAGUGGGGGGAUGUCUAUUUGUGGUGUUGAAGGACGUGGUGGUGCUGUAUUGUAAGUGGAAAAAAGCGAGGGAUUUUGGGAAGAAGAAAGUCAUAGAUUUCGUGGGUACGGGGAAGAAGAAGGCGUCGUGA